CGAAGACUGCAGAGGCAUAUUCUCUCUCUCUCUCUGUCUGCGAAGCCAUAGAGUCCUCCUCCGCUUCGUGGGAAGAUGGCCGUUGGGGAGGUGGGCGCCGAGGGAGGCUCGCCGGCGGCCGCUGGGCCCCAACCGCCGCGUCUCAAGGGCUGAGAUUCAAACUGAAAGGCCGUUUUACCUCAGGGAAAGUGAGAGCGAGACUCAAGGGGAACUAGGUCGAGCUCUCUCUCUCUCUCUCUCUCUCUCUGGAGGCCAUGAUGCUGCACUCGGUGCUCUUCGGGGAGAUGAUGGCGUCGCGGCCGGGGAGCCUGGAGGCGGAGGACGGAGGCGGCGCUGCCCCGACGUCUGCGCUGCGGACGGAGCUGGGCUCCAACCUGCAUCUGCUGAAGGGCCUGAACGUGCGCUUCCGCUGCUUCUUGGCCAAGGUCCACGAACUGGAGCGCCGCAACCGGCUCCUGGAGAAGCAGCUGCAGGCCUCGCAGCAGAUGAACGAGCGCCGCCUGCGCUGCUACAAGCGCUUCCCGCGGAACCAGGCCGUCCAGACCGACCCCUCCCCGCCCUCCAUGCCUUCGCCUGCUCCCGCGCCUCCUCCUCCUCAGCCUCCGCCUCCGUCGUCGCUCAUCCCGCACUCGCACUCGCACCCGCCGGCCUCCCACUACAACCGGCUCCCGGGCACCAUCUGGAGCUACACCCAGGUGCGGCGCACCGGAGGCGGAGGCCUGGAGACGCUGCAGGGCCCGGGGGUCUCCUGGCUGCACCCGGACGGCGUCGGCGUCCAGAUCGACACCAUCACGCCCGAGAUCCGCGCCCUCUACAACGUCCUGGCCAAAGUCAAGCGCGAGAGGGACGAGUACAAGAGGAGAUGGGAGGAGGAGCUGGGCAAGCGGAUGAAUUUAGAAUCGAUGGUGGAGACACUGCAGGAGGAAGCGCAAGAAGCGGAGGCUCUGCAGGAAGAGUUAAACGAGAAGAUUGAGAGGCUAAAAGCGGAGCUGGUUGUCUUCAAGGGUCUGAUGAGUGACCCUAUGACAGACCUGGACACAAAGAUCCAAGAGAAAGCCAUGAAAGUGGACAUGGACAUCUGCCGGCGAAUCGAUAUCACAGCCAAGCUGUGCGAUGUAGCACAGCAGCGCAACUCCGAGGACGUUUCCAAGAUAUUCCAGGUGGCGGCCAAGAAGAAAGAGCGAAAACUCUUGUCGGAUGACGAUCUCUCGGAGCAGGACGCUGACAACGCCCGCUUCUCCGACGACGAAGUCAGUUCGCUGAACAUCACGGAUGAGAUGAAGAGGAUGUUCAAUCAGCUGCGCGAGACCUUUGAUUUUGAUGACGACUGUGACAGUCUGACAUGGGAGGAGAACGAAGACACUUUGCUUCUCUGGGAAGACUUUACCAACUGCAACCCGAGCAUUGAGCUCCAGGGAGAGCAAGAGGAAAACCUGGGCAACUUGAUCCAUGAAACAGAAUCUUUCUUCAAAACAAGAGACAAAGAAUACCAAGAAACGAUAGGGCAGAUUGAGCUGGAGCUGGCUACAGCCAAGAGCGACAUGAACCGCCACCUCCACGAAUACAUGGAAAUGUGCAGCAUGAAGCGGGGCCUGGAUGUGCAGAUGGAGACCUGCCGGCGGCUCAUCAAAGGCUCGGCUGAAAGAAAUUCUCCAUCUCCCAGUUCAUUAGCCAGCAGCGACUCAGGAAACACGGACGAGAUUCAAGACGAGUUCGACCGAGAAGCAGACGUGGAGCCCAUGGUCAGCUGAUGACAAAAAGAGGCAGAACGUUCAGGCAAAAAAUGAAAAUCAAAAAAAAAAAGGGAGAGGGAAAAAGGGAAGGAAAGAAGGACUGAAAAACAAGAGAGAGCGUGAACGAUGGAGAGCAAAGACUCUGAAGCCCUUGCCGAGAGUUUCCGGGGACUCGGCCAUGGCGCAUUGUUUCUUUGCCCCAUCCAAGGACUGGUGCUGUUUUAAUAAUCUACUGUGGACAAAUGUGUGGGAAACAAAUGGUGUUUUAAUUGUGCCUUUGCCCCAAGCUGAGCCACUUUGAGCUCCACCAGAACAAUAUAUAUAUAUAUACUGCUUUUUCUAUUAUAAUAAUAAUAAUAAUCAGAUUUCUGGCCGCAGAAGAACCAGUUGCUGCAAAAAGAACCGAAAGGACUGCUGGCUGGACAGAGCAAGUAGCCAAUAUCGCCCGGUUUGGAGACAAGGAGGCCAAGAUGUCUGCCUGAGCGACAUUUGUAAAGCCCAUCAUCCCCCAUGUUAAUCCCUCAGUGGCGCAUUUGUACGGGGAUCUUUCAAACCCAGGUGCCUCGCAAGCAUCCCUGGGGAGGUGGGUGCGAAACCUUUUCUACCGGUGUCCAUAAUUCCACAAAGCUUGGUGGCAGGGCAAGAGAACAGAGACAUAUCGGUAGGGUGGUAACAUAAAUAUAGGUCGGGGUUACGAGAGCCCUUUUUAAAAUUACUAUGCAAACAAACAAACCCACGCACGGAAAAAAAGCAAAGCGCUCGCCUUAUUUCUCCAGAACGUUUGGCCGCCGCUGGGUUUCCGCGUCUGGAAAGAGAGCUGAGCGUUCGCUUUGCACACCUCAUUUUUUCAAGGGGAGGGCCCUUCUGCUGCAAUAUUAGGUUCCCAUAGAUCCUUCGGUUCUUGGUUUCCUUCCUUUUUUAGCCAUCCAAUUGAGGGUUGGGGGUUUCCCCCCCUCCUCUGAUACAUAUCUGUAAACCACUAAGGGAGAGUUGUACUUUUGCACUGCUUCCUUAAGCUUUGGGGCAGGAGGGACACUGGCAGGUUAAAAUGGCACUUGGGGGUGAGCGUUGGCACAACUGGGGUGAGCAGGCGACACUCUCAGGGUGCGCUGAUGUGGAGACCUCCAUCUCAAGACACACAGACAGAGAUUUCUUGGGCUUGUGGACCCUUCUUGGUACGGAGCAAAGUCCUAGAGAUCUUCAAAUGUUGCUCUGGUGCUGGGUCUGCUUUUCGGUUGGAGCUAAAGUCUGCAUUGAGGAUUGUUGUUGUUACUUUAAACCCUGGAGUAUUGAAACUGAGGCACAGUUGUGUUGUGUUAUCUCUAGUGGGGCGGGGAAGCAUCACCUUUUCAGCCAUGUUAGCCCACCCAUGCGCUCAUGGCUUGAACCCUGAGCAUUUAUUUGCCACUAUUGGCACAGGGGUGCUUUCUGGUCCCCUGAAAAACGGUGGCUGUGUCCAGGUAAGGUUGCCGGCCACUCCGGCUAGAUAGGCUGUAAAGAUGCUUUUGGGGAAGUUAGGUGAGGUGUGUGUGUAUGGGACACAACAUGUCUCUCCUUCAGAUGGUUUGUUAAUGGUUUGAAAUGGGCUGGAAUGGAAGGCUCUGCAAAUGGACCUUGUUGUGAAAGGCCUACCAAGCAUCUCAUGUCAGCCUUGCUUAGACAGAGCAUGUUUGGGGUUUCUGGACUUGCCGUCCAGAUGACUUUGGGAUUGAAAGUGGAGCCUCACAACCCACACACACACACACCUCACUUGCAAAGCAAUGCAAUGUCAAAGUGGACCCUUUGCGUUUGUCCCGAUUUUGCUGCUCAAAACUCCCAUUUGUUGCUGCUUAUCUCCGGUUAGAAGCUUUAUUCCGUUAUUUAGUCAUUUAGCAUUGAAAAGCGUAUUCUGACAUGUCUUAGUGUUUUGGGCGGCAGAGAAACUGCGCAGUUUUUGCGGCCUUCCCGUUGCGCCGCUGCCAAAUUUCUUUGCCUUUUAGACGCAGGAGCAUGGUUCGGUGUGUUUGCUUUUAAUGAGUAGCAUGUUAGGAUAGAAAGGGUGGGUUUAGGUACCGGUGGCGGUGGGUUGAUUCUUGUACGGUUGCAGUUGUGGGUUGGGGGCACAGCCAACAGAUACAAAGGGCCUCUUAGCAAAACAGUUCACCGUUUAGUUAUAACUCGGUGGCACUUACUACGUAGGAGAGCCAUUUUACAUAUGGGUAGAAGCAUAAGAGUAAAGGUAGAGCAUAGAGUAAUGAUGGUCAAGAUGGUGAUGUCUUUUUCUAAUGUAUCCAAAUCUGUAUUUAACUUUUUCAACAUGAGGUUUUCUUUUGUAUAAGGGAAUGUAGGGUUAGUUAGCGAAUGAGGUCCAGCGUAGCCUUUGUACAGUCUUUCUUUCCGUCGAUGCUGCUGACUUUUAAUCGGACAGCGGUCGGUCCGUCGGGGUUUUUGUUUGGCGUUUUAGUCCAUCUGAAACAAGGCCCAGCUUUAAAAAGCUUGUGCGGAAAUGCUGGGCAUAAUUCAACAACCUCUUUUCCUUGUUUUUGGACUCCUGUAAAGCUGUAAAUACUUCAUUUUGUUUUUGCGAGGCAGUGUCAUAUUGACACUUUUAAACAAAAGAAACAAUACUUAAACAAUUGGAGGGGAACAGGUCUGUUUCCUUGUGGGUUUUUAAGGGUUUUAUUUUAUUCCUCUCUAAGCAAACAGCAUUUCUUGGCUGGUCAGCGAAGGGGAUGACCCUUGGUCAGAUUCUUCCUACGCAAAAUGGGGUUUUGUAUGAAAAUGGGCCGCCGUAAACGGACCGGCCUGUUUUGCGGAUGCAUGUUUUAAAACAACUAAGUCCAACAAACCAUCCAAAGAACCACAACCUUAGGCCCGUCGCCCCGUUUCGUGGUCGCUCCAAAACAGUGACCGUCCUGUUGCCCUAAAAAUGGGUUUCCAAGGCAAAUCGGAAACCAAAUUAACCCAAUUGCCUUGCCUUAAGUGUGUGCUCCUGAAAGUCAAGGCAAUGUUUUAAGAGUAAUGUUAAAUUGAGACAUCUAAACAAUUGUUUGGCACGGUUUUGGGGGGAAGCAAACGCCAGGAAUUUGGAGCCCCCCAAAUGUUUUGCUUCCCGCCAGAGCGCAAAGGCGUGGCAAGCCUCUUCCUUUUCCUUUUCCCCGUUGCUCCAGAUACAUUAUUCAAGAAGCAAAGGCGCGCGUUCCCCUGCGUAGCUUCCAUUUGGGACCUAAAAGACAGAGAUAGGGAUCUAGUAUUCAGCUGGGGAUUGAGCUCAC
Molecule: messenger RNA, 4987 nt
Organism: Sceloporus undulatus (fence lizard)
Lineage: Eukaryota; Metazoa; Chordata; Lepidosauria; Squamata; Phrynosomatidae
Gene: IFFO2
Product: intermediate filament family orphan 2
Exons: 9
Coding region: 255-1751 (498 amino acids)
Source: RefSeq, a predicted model, not a curated record